AUGCCCCAACCAGGGAGCCCACUCCACCCUUGCCCCGGUCCCUUGCCCCAAGCAGGGAGCCCACUCCGUCCUCGCACCGGUCCCAUGCCCCAACCAGGGAGCCCAGUCCGCCCUCGCCCCGGUCCCUUGCCCCAACCAGGGAGCCCACUCCGUCCUCGCACCGGUCCCAUGCCCCAACCAGGGAGCCCAGUCCACACUCGCCCCUGUCCCAUGCCCAACCAGGGAGCCCACUCCACACUCGCCCCUGUCCCAUGCCCAACCAGGGAGCCCACUCCACACUCGCCCCGGUCCCAUGCCCGACCAGGGAGCCCAGUCCACACUCGCCCCUGUCCCAUGCCCAACCAGGGAGCCCAGUCCGCCCUCGCCCCGGUCCCUUGUCCCAACCAGGGAGCCCAGUCCACACUCGCCCCUGUCCCAUGCCCAACCAGGGAGCCCACUCCACACUCGCCCCGGUCCCUUGCCCCAACCAGGGAGCCCACUCCACACUCGCCCCUGUCCCAUGCCCAACCAGGGAGCCCACUCCACACUCGCCCCUGUCCCAUGCCCAACCAGGGAGCCCACUCCACACUCGCCCCGGUCCCAUGCCCGACCAGGGAGCCCACUCCACACUCGCCCCGGUCCCAUGCCCAACCAGGGAGCCCAGUCCGCCCUCGCCCCGGUCCCAUGCCCAACCAGGGAGCCCACUCCACACUCGCCCCGGUCCCAUGCCCAACCAGGGAGCCCAGUCCGCCCUCGCCCCGGUCCCAUGCCCAACCAGGGAGCCCACUCCACACUCGCCCCGGUCCCAUGCCCAACCAGGGAGCCCACUCCACACUCGCCCCGGUCCCAUGCCCAACCAGGGAGCCCAGUCCGCCCUCGCCCCGGUCCCAUGCCCAACCAGGGAGCCCACUCCACACUCGCCCCGGUCCCAUGCCCAACCAGGGAGCCCAGUCCGCCCUCGCCCCGGUCCCAUGCCCAACCAGGGAGCCCAGUCCGCCCUCGCCCCGGUCCCAUGCCCAACUAGGGAGCCCACUCCACACUCGCCCCGGUCCCAUGCCCAACCAGGGAGCCCAGUCCGCCCUCGCCCCGGUCCCUUGUCCCAACCAGGGAGCCCACUCUACACUCGCCCCGGUCCCAUGCCCGACCAGGGAGCCCACUCCACACUCGCCCCGGUCCCAUGCCCAACCAGGGAGCCCAGUCCGCCCUCGCCCCGGUCCCAUGCCCAACCAGGGAGCCCACUCCACACUCGCCCCAGUCCCAUGCCCAACCAGGGAGCCCAGUCCGCCCUCGCCCCGGUCCCAUGCCCAACCAGGGAGCCCAGUCCGCCCUCUCCCUGAUCUCUGA
Messenger RNA from Salvelinus fontinalis (brook trout), 1323 nucleotides. RefSeq lists its product as uncharacterized. The transcript has a single exon. The coding region runs from base 1 to 1323 and encodes 440 amino acids. The record is from RefSeq and is a predicted model, not a curated record. NCBI's taxonomy places the organism in Eukaryota, Metazoa, Chordata, Actinopteri, Salmoniformes, Salmonidae.